Messenger RNA from Epinephelus fuscoguttatus (brown-marbled grouper), 1673 nucleotides. It is a transcript of the gene foxq1b, whose product is annotated as forkhead box Q1b. Gene Ontology annotation, biological process: regulation of transcription by RNA polymerase II; anatomical structure morphogenesis; cell differentiation. NCBI's taxonomy places the organism in Eukaryota, Metazoa, Chordata, Actinopteri, Perciformes, Serranidae. The coding region runs from base 199 to 1092 and encodes 297 amino acids. The transcript has a single exon. The record is from RefSeq and is a predicted model, not a curated record. Gene Ontology annotation, molecular function: RNA polymerase II cis-regulatory region sequence-specific DNA binding; DNA-binding transcription factor activity, RNA polymerase II-specific.
CGUGUCUCCGGAGACAGAUCUGUAUUCUACUGCUCCAGACUGAGGCUCAGGGUGCCUCCAGCGCUUCAGACGAGCCUCUACAACACACAAACACUUUUCAGCUGUCAGGACUCUUACACCUGCUCUGCUGCUCAGCUCACACGAGACUGUAACGGAGGAGACGCUUAAGGGAGAAGAUCAUCCAUCUAUUUGGGAGAAAUGAAACUUGAAGUUUUCUCUGCGCACCACUUCGCGCAGAAGCCGCUGGAGUUGUGCAUGGACGCAGAGGGGGGAGUCCCGUCUCCUCUAUCCGGGGACGAGCUGGGGUCGGACGGGGACUGCGUGGCCAACAGCCCGGCACCUGUCGCGCAGAGCGGCGACGGCAGCAAGGGGAAGCCCUACACCCGCAGACCCAAACCCCCUUACUCCUACAUCGCCCUCAUUGCCAUGGCCAUCCGGGAGUCCAGCAGCGGCCGCCUCACUCUGGCUGAGAUCAACGACUACCUGAUGAAGAAGUUCCCGUUUUUCCGCGGCAGCUACACCGGCUGGAGGAACUCGGUGCGCCACAACCUGUCACUCAACGACUGCUUCCUCAAAGUUCUGCGGGACCCCUCCAGGCCCUGGGGCAAGGACAACUACUGGAUGCUCAACCCGCACAGCGAGUACACCUUCGCUGAUGGGGUGUUCCGCCGCAGGAGGAAGCGCAUCGCCAAGAGGUCCAACAAGGAGCGGGAGAGCCCGGACAUCCUCAGCGAGGACACCCACCUCCCCGCCCCGGAGGAGAGGGUGGGAGCCAAAUUCUCCAGCUCCUUCGCCAUCGACAGCAUCCUCAGCACCCCCUUCAAACGGAGAGAGGACGUUGAUGCAGAGACCCACGCCCCCCGGCUCUACUGGCCCCCAGGGGCCCACAUACUGCCUUACACUCUCAGCUACCCGGCACAGCACGCAUACCUGUCAGAGGGGGCGUACAGCAGCAGCACAGAGCCCAGCAGGGAUGCACUCACAUACCUCCAGCAGACAGCACCGGGCAUGGCCCCACCUGAGGCCGCUCUCCACGCGCUCAAGAUGUCCAGCAAGGCGCGAGGUUUCCAUAUAGAUUCUUUGCUGUCAUAAAGCACCCGGACUGCUGUCAGACUUGUAUGUUUUGACCCAUGAUGUGCACUUUUGGGCGCUCUUAGCUUUCAGUGCUUUAGCUGUUUAACUGUUUGGGACUCUGUCUGUCACAUCAUGACUACUGUAAGUCAUUCUGCAGUGAAAAAAAAAAAAACAAACAAGACGUGUCGUCAAUAUAGAUCUAACUGUGUGGUGACUUUGCAAAGAGUUGCUGUCAUCGCAGGACAUUCCACUGUGUGUGCGCAGCGUGUGUGUAUGAGUGCGUGUGUGUGUGAUGAAAAUGUUUAGAGAGAGAGUUUGGCUGUCAUGUAUCCAUGGUUCAUUGGUCAUUUCCACUGUAUGACGGCAACCAAGCGCGAUGUUGAAACAUAAAACUAUUAAUCUAUUUAUAUUUCCAUGUUUUGUAUGACCUGCUGUAUAAAAUAUUGUUGUACAUAUAUAUGUAUAUAUAAAAUAUUGACUGAGCUGCGAUGAGAAUCACGUGGCUGCACGAGAAACGCAUGGAAAUGCCUGAUGUUUUCCUAAGAUUGAUUCAUGCAUGCCUGGUAUUUUUAUGAAUAAAAAAACGUGUCACAAUGGGA